Molecule: messenger RNA, 765 nt
Organism: Sphenostylis stenocarpa
Lineage: Eukaryota; Viridiplantae; Streptophyta; Magnoliopsida; Fabales; Fabaceae
Source: the annotation of a GenBank genome assembly
AUGGGUGUUCUUCAGUCUACACUUCUCUACUUGAUUUUACUGCACUAUUUCAAGAUUGUUGCUUACAAGGACCAAGAGUGGAGGAAAGCCACAGCAACUUAUGCCAAGGACUCAGAGGGGUCUCUUGUCACCGAAGGAGCUUGUGGUUAUGGAGACCUCCACAAGGCAAGUUAUAGGAAACACAAUGCUGGCUUGAGCACCAUGUUGUUCAACAGAGGGAGCACAUGCGGGGCCUGCUAUGAAAUCAGGUGUGUUGACCACAUCUUGUGGUGUGUGAUGGGAAGCCCUUCGGUAGUUGUUACUGUUACAGAUUUCUGUGCUCCAAAUUAUGGGCUUUCAGUUGAUUAUGGUGGCUGGUGCAAUUUUCCAAGAGAACAUUUUGAGAUGUCACAGGCUGCAUUUGCUGAAAUUGCCAAGAACAAAGCUGAUAUAGUGCCGGUUCAGUAUAGAAGAGUAAAGUGCGAAAGAAGUGGUGGCAUGAGAUUCACAAUGAGUGGGGGUUCUCACUUCUACCAAGUGCUGAUCUCCAAUGUUGGUCUGUAUGGCGAAGUGAUUGCUGUGAAAGUGAAGGGGUCUAAAACAGGGUGGAUUCCAAUGGCAAGGAACUGGGGACAAAACUGGCAUUGCAAUGUCAACUUUCAAAAUCAGCCUUUGUCCUUUGAGGUAACAAUCAGUAGUGGAAAAACGCUCACAUCUUACAAUGUAGCACCAGCAAAGUGGAUGUUUGGACAGACAUUUGAAGGAAAACAGUUCCAGGAGGAGUAG